Messenger RNA from Hylaeus volcanicus, 970 nucleotides. RefSeq names its product thioredoxin domain-containing protein 9. NCBI's taxonomy places the organism in Eukaryota, Metazoa, Arthropoda, Insecta, Hymenoptera, Colletidae. The transcript is spliced from 4 exons. Gene Ontology annotation, cellular component: cytoplasm. The record is from RefSeq and is a predicted model, not a curated record. The coding region runs from base 165 to 812 and encodes 215 amino acids. Gene Ontology annotation, biological process: microtubule cytoskeleton organization.
CUAACUAAAAACGUGGCUCCCAUAACAGUGAGUGAGCACCACUUUUACUUCACAUGAAAUGAAGUAGCAAAUUCCUUAUAUAGUCAAACCCGUCAAACCUGGUAACGAAUUGGUAAAAAUUAUUGUGUUAAGAAAAAAUUAAUCUAUUACGAUUUAAAUUCGAGAUGGAGACUGUUUUGCAACAAAAAGUGAUAGAAGCAACUCAAUGUAUUGAAAAACAAUUAGACGCUGAAUUAGAAAAGUUGGACAAUUUGGAUAUUAGUGAUUUUGAAAAAUUGCGUGAAAAUCGAUUAAAAAAGUUAAAAUUGCAUCAACAACAAAAACAAAAUUGGCUAUCUUUGGGCCAUGGAGAAUAUUUAGAAGUGUACGAUGAAAAAGAAUUUUUUGAAGUAUCAAAAAAAUCUGGAAAUAUUGUUUGUCAUUUCUAUAAAGAUGAUUCACCAAGAUGUAAAAUAGUGGAUCACCAUCUUAAAAUACUUGCUAAGAAACAUAUUGAAGCAAGAUUUUGUAAAUUAAAUGUAGAACGGUGUCCAUUUUUAACUGAACGUUUAAGGAUCAAAAUUAUUCCUACAAUUGCUCUUAUUUUAAAUAGUAAAACUACAGAUUAUAUUGUAGGGUUUACUGACCUGGGAAAUCGUGAUGAUUUUUCCACAGAAACAUUGGAAAACAGAAUUUCACUCUCAGGUGUAAUCAGAAUUGACGACAAUUUUUCUUCAGAAAAAGAAGAAAAACCAUGGUUACCGCAGGGUUUAAAAUCAAAAACUAUUAGAGAAUCUGAUUCACCAAACUUUGAUGAUUCAGAUAUUGACUAAAAAUAUUCAUAAUAAUUAAGAAAAAUUUAUUCAUAUACAUAUUAUUUAUGUUUUUGUUAAAUCGCUUCUUUUCAUUCUAAAUUAUAAGUUUAUUUGUAUUAAAAAUUUUUACCAAUGUAACACUUCAUUAAUAAAAAUUCGCAAUUAUUCAAUCAAUA